AUGGGCCCGCUGGUGGCGCUCGUGUGGCUCUUGAGCGGCGUCGUGCACGGCGGACACGCGCAGGGCGUGUACGCGCCACCUACGGUUGCCAUCGUGCACUCGGGACAAGCCUGUAACGUAGAGGAGGAACGACACAGCGAGCGAGUCUAUACCAUCCGGGAAGGAGAAACUCUGGAACUCGUCUGCCUGGUGACCGGACACCCGCGACCGCAGGUACGCUGGACUAAAACAGCAGGCGGAAAUUCCGAGCGCCAAGGAGACUCCUGGGCACAAAACGACACCUUGAAGAUUGAAAGCAUCAACCGCCACCAGGGUGGGCGCUACUACUGCAAAGCCGACAACGGCAUGGGGACCCCCGCCAUACGCUCCAUAAGAGUCGAUGUAUACUUUCUGGACGAUCCGCUGAUCACGGUGCACCAAAGCGUGGGCGACGCCAAGGAGCUCUUUUACUUCGAGCGGACGGUGUUUCUACGCUGCGUGUCUACGUCCAACCCGCCCGUCCACUACACCUGGAGGAGAGGUCGCCAGGUCCUCUCUCAAGGAGCGGACGCCGGAGUGGACAUCUAUGAGCCGUUCUUCACGCAGGGCGAGACGAAGAUCCUCAAGUUGAAGAACCUUCGUCCUCAGGAUUACGCCAACUACACGUGCGUCGCCUCCGUCAGGAACGUCUGCGACAUACCGGACAAGAUUGCGCACUUCAGCCUCAACAACAAAACAGCUCCUCCCUCCAUCAAGCUCCUGCUGGACGACCCCCUGGUGGUGAACCCGGGCGAUACGGUGACCCUGGUGUGUGUGGCGUCCGGCGGGGAUCCCCCUCCCGUCCUGAGGUGGGUUCGUCCCGGCGGGGAGCCGCUCCCCAAGAGGAGCGUGGACAAGGGUGGCACCCUCACCAUCCCUGCCAUCGGCGUGGACGACGGGGGCGCCUACAGCUGUCUGGCGGAAAACAACGUGGGCAACGCCGCCAGGAAGUCUGCCAAUGUCCUCGUCAGAGGUCUCCGCAAGGCUCGUUUCUGGAUCACUCCGGACCCGUACCACAACGACGACCACAUCCAGAUCGGUCGCGAGGUGAAGAUCAGCUGCCAAGUGGAAGCCACGCCCCCCGAGGAGCUGCGCUUCGGGUGGCUGAAGAACGGUCGCCCCCUGCGAAGCUCCGAGCGAAUGGUCAUCACGCACACGGACGCCGAAAUUUCGCCGGGCGUCACCGACCUGGACAUCAUCGACCUCAAGUUCACCGACUUUGGCACGUACACCUGCGUGGCGUCGCUCAGGGACGGGGGAAGUCCCGAGAUCAGCAUCGACGUCAACAUCUCGUCCACGACGGUCCCGCCGGAGCUGACGGUGCCCAGAGGGCGCUCUCACAUCAUCGCGCAGGAGGGCGAGGCGGUGGAACUCCAGUGUUUGGUGUCGGGAAAACCCAAACCAGUCAUCCUGUGGUCCCGGGUGGAAGACGGCCCCGCGGCGGCGGUCACGGCCGAGUUGCCAGCGGGGGUCGCGGCCGGAGCGCCCCCGGCGACCGAGGACCCCGCCCACACGGAAAGUAACGACGGGAUCCUGAGGCUGGGAAAUGUGACGCGGGAGAUGGGCGGAACUUACUGCUGCCGGACCAGCCAGUACAACGGCUUCAACGUCAAACCCCGACAGGCGCUGAUUGAGCUACUGGUGCAUUUCCCCCCGGUGGUGGAGCCAGCAUUCUCCGAGGUGCGUCAGGCCCUGGGCCGGGCAUUCACCCUGACGUGCCGACUGCUGCGCGCCCACCCGGCCCGGCAACUGCGCUACGAGUGGAAGUUGGGCUCCCGCCUCCUGACGGUGGGCCAGUUGGACGAGCAGCACGACGACACGCACUACCAGGUGCGCGCUCUCAACCGCGAAGGAUACGGAGAGUACACCUGCGACAUCAGCAACGAAGCCGGAGCAGGGAGGUGCACCUUUCUGGUCACAGGGAAAGCAUACCCUCCUGAGUUCUACUACGACACCCGCGGCGCUCUGUGGCAGAACCGGCCACGCUCCUACGGCUUCAAGCUGCAGUGGACCCAGAUGGAGCCCGCAGGUGUGGACCGCAUCCUGGCCUACAGGUUGGGCAGACGACAGGUAGGGCAAGGGCGCUGGUGGGAACAGGAGAUCCCUAUGGAGGCCAACAUCCACAAGGGGGAGUUGUUGACAUACAACCUGACAGACCUGGUCAAACCCGAGUCCUACGUGGUCCGCCUGACGCCCAUCACUCGCUACGGCGAAGGCGACGCCACUGAGCGCAUCAUCGCCUACAGCGCUCCGGUGAAUCCACACCUCAGGGAGUUCCAGUGUGCUUUCGAGGACGAGGCCUUGUGUCUCUUCUCUCAGGACAAAAGCGACGAUUUCGAUUGGACGCGCCACAGCGCCGCCUCCCGCGACACCAAGUACACGCCCAACACCGGACCAAGCGCCGACCGCCGUGGCUCCAAGCAAGGGUACUACGUCUACAUCGAGACGUCACGUCCCAGAAUAGAGGGCGACAAAGCCCGCCUCCUGUCGCCCUUUUUCAACACAGGCUCUAAAAGCGGUGCCGCCUAUUGCCUGUCUUUCUACUACCACAUGUACGGCAAGCACAUCGGAGCGCUCAACGUCUUCCUGAGGCAAAAAGGCGCGCCGCAAGCAUCAGAGACGACGGUGUGGAGUUUGAGCGGUAACCAAGGCGACCGAUGGCGCCGCGCCGCCGUCGACAUUCACCCUAGCGCGGACUUCCAGGUGAUGCUAGAGGGUGUGCGUGGCGCCGGCAUCGAGGGUGACAUCGCUGUUGAUGACAUCGCCAUUCAAGAAGGUCCAUGCAAAGAUCCACCGUCCAACAACCUAAUCUCAUUCUCCCCGCCUUGCCAGCCCAGCUUAUUCCUCGUCACUCUCAGCUUGACUCUGAUAGGCCAACGGAGGUGA
Molecule: messenger RNA, 2904 nt
Organism: Nerophis lumbriciformis (worm pipefish)
Lineage: Eukaryota; Metazoa; Chordata; Actinopteri; Syngnathiformes; Syngnathidae
Source: RefSeq, a predicted model, not a curated record